GACACAAGGAGCCCACUAUAAAAGCUUGCUUCACACACGAGUUAGAGAGUUUUCAUCCCAUACUAAAAUUAAACAAAGAUGGCUGUACCUGCUGGAAAAACUCCUAUCAGCUUUCUACAAGAGAUAUGUACUAAACGAGGAAUAACUCCACAGUAUGAUCUGGUUGCAAAUGAAGGUGCCAUACAUGAGCCUAUGUUUCUAAUGAGUGUAGUGGUAGGAGAAAUUACAGCCACAGGAAAGGGAACAAGUAAAAAGAAGGCUAAACAUACUGCAGCUCAAGCCGCUUUGAAUACUAUAUUAGGUGUAAUGCCAGUUGAUAACAAUAUUAAAGCAGAAGAUAACGAUACCAGUAGUAGUGUUGGACCAUCUGCUGAUGAAGACAGUCUGGGCAAUCCUAUAGGUGAACUACAAGAGUUUACCCAAAAGAAACUAAUCAAACCGCCUAUUUAUGAAUACUCAUGUGAACAGGGUCCUCCUCACUCUAGAGAAUUUAAAUGUACUGUUAAAAUCGGUAAAUUCCAGGAAAUAGGAGUAGGACGAUCUAAGAAGUCUGCUAAAAGGGCAGCUGCAGCACAGAUGCUAGAGCAGAUAAAGAAGGUGAUGUUAGAUGGAAGUGAAAACACUAAAAUAGAACAAUCAGAUGAUGAAGAUGAUCUGCAAUUAUCUUUUGAACCACAGAGUGCAUAUGCUGCUCUAAAGGAAGGCAAGAAGAAAAUUCCUGUCACUACUCCACAGAAAGCGAAAGAAAUUCAAAAAUUUUAUCAAAAAAUUAUGAAGAGUGGUGGUGCACACAUGAAAGAUUUGCAUAAGAAUUCUUUGAAUGUACCAAACACCAACUAUUGUCAGAUGCUACAAGAAAUAGCAGAAGUACAGAGAUUUGAAGUCUCUUACUUUGAUAUUAAAGAACCUAGCAACUCUAAUCAGCAUCAAUGUUUGGUUCAACUGUCCUCCAUGCCUGUUGCUGUCUGUCAAGGCACAGGUCCAUCAACAGAUGAAGCCCAUGCUAAUGCUGCUCAUAACGCACUCCAGUAUUUGAGAUUUAUGACGAGUUCGUAACGCGGCUACCCAGGAAAUAAUAUAACAUCACAUGAUUGAAUAUUGAGGAAAACAAUGCAAUUUACAUGUAUAGUAUUAAAACAAUAUGUAGUUUAGAUUUGAUGGAAAAAUGGCUGAUGAGGCAUAAUUGGUCUUAAUUAGCUAUCUUUUGUUUUACUUUAUCUACUUUCAUUAUCUUUAUCAUUAUCAUUAUCUUUCAUUAGUUUUUAUCAUUAUAGGCUACUCUAAUGAAAUAUUUGUUUAUAUAAGAUGUUGUCAUAAUAUAAUGCUUCUAUCAUAGAACAAAUCAUAUUUUGAAAUUUAAUUAUGACUUAUAAAAUGAUUUUCAUUUAAAAGUUUAAAUCAAAUGUUUAUGUUAGUAAUGAUUUAUAAUGAAUUACAAUACAGGUAUGCAAGUACAUUAAGCUGGCCUUGAAUAGAUAAAAUCACUCAGUGGUGUCAUAUGAAGGAAAUUGAUAUUAAGAUAAGAACCUGUGUCAUGGGGCUGUGAAAGUAGGUUAUCAAUGUUAUAGGACUGUUCUGUACCGGUAACCUAAGCUUUCUUUCUACAGUUGUCUUGUGACAAUAGAUAACUUGACAUUAUAAAUAAAAAUGAUGAUAUAAUAAACUUGAGUCUACGGAUACCCUAAUUAGAUUUUAAAAAGUACAUAAGUUUAUUAAAAUGAUUAAAAAAUUUUAUUUGAAUUAUUGAAUUGAAUAGUUUUAUAUUCACUGUUUUCAGUGUCAUUUAUUAUCAGCUUUAGUACAUGAAGACUAAAAUUUAUUUAAUUAAUUUCUAAGAUUAGUUAUAUUAAUAAAUUUAACUGUUUCUUUAAUGUACAGGGAGCUUGUGGAAUUAGAGUUCAAAAAUAACAUGUAGCAUGUGAAAUUAAAAUUCAAAAGUAACAGGUAGAAUGUAUGAUUAAAGUUCAACAUUUACAAAUAGCAUGUAUAAUUAAAGUUCAACAUUUACAGGUAGCAUGUUAGAAAAUUAACAGGUAGCAUGUGUUAUAAAAGUUCAAAAUUUUCACGUAGCAUGUGUAAUUAAGGUUCAGAAUUUACAGGUAGCAUGUAAUUUGGUAAGAUUAGAAUUUAGAAUUGAGCAUUAAAAGAAAAAUCUUAUUUAUGAAUUUGUAAGGUCAAGAUAACUUUUUAUUUUGUUUCUAAAACUGUCACCACACGAAAUAUUACAUCGUUGAGGUAUUAACUUACAUGUGAUAAAAUGUAUUAUUUCAUACUAUUACCCACCUUUAAAACUGGAUAUUAAGAUUAAUACACGUCAUAAGACUAGGUUAUAUUACCUGAUAAUAUUAUCAAGGUCAACUUAAUCUAGAUUUUAGAUAUAACCUUUGACCCUCCUUUAAACUAGUAAAUGUCAAGAUGUAGUUGUUUCUGCUUAAACAUGCUAUAAUAGGAAACAGGAAAAGGGUACGGCAACACUCCCUUAGAGAGUAAUUAAAGCUGGACAGGCUGAUACAUCUGCGUGGAGACUGGAUCAAAAGAUGAUACCGGCGGGGCAGAGUAGUAAAAUAAAAUUAAAGAAUCCCCAUUCAACAGAAUACACAACAGACUUGUAGAAGUAGAAGAUUGUUUAAUGGGUCGACGUUUCGGGUGCAAAAACCCUUUAUCAAGAUUCAUAAUAGUUUAAAAAUUAAUAAUCACAAAUAAAUGUACGGAAAAAUUCACUAAAAUUACUUUAUUAUGAUCAAAGUUAUAAAUGUUUGAAGGUUUGACAAGAAAUAGCAUAAAUAGUCUUAAGGACCAUUUCUACGUUAAUAAAUGAAUCAAGUAAGACACUAUUUAUGAAAAACAAUUACUAGGGUACUUGUUAUCCAUAAAUAGUGUUUUAAUUGAUUAUGUCCCAAAUACUAAAUGCCAUUAAAAGAAGAUAGUAAACAAAGUCUCAAUUUUCAAUUUUGAAAAUUAACCAAGAUACAGCAAACAUUUUCUAAUUCACUUAAUAUCUCAGCCAUUUGAUCUAGUGAAUUGAUUAUGAGCUUGGCAAGUGAAUAAAAGGGCAGAUUUAGCUUUUUCAUAAUGCUUCUUUAAGUAGCCUACUUUUCCAUUAGUCAGUGUGUAAAAGGACGAGUAACAAGAUUCCAAGACAUUUUUAGCACCACAAAAAUAAAAAUAAAGUUGCAAGGCUGAUAUUUAUUAUGCAUCUAUUUACAGUGUGUCAGUAGUGUAACCUAUAGUCUAUAGAAAUACUACUUAUCUUAAGAUACAUUACUAAUUUAAACAGAUUUUGUCUUUUUUCAUAGACUAGACAAAGAGAGGAGGAAUCAAAUAUUCAGUGGAAUUUCCCACAAUGAUUGUUAUUUUAAAUGCACUUACUGAUAUGACCUAUUCGAGUCAGUAAGAAGGGAUUAUUUUCCUUAACAACAACUUGUAAUAGCAAUAAGGACCCACUUUUUAUCACUAAUAUAAAAUUAACCAACAGCAUAUAAUUUCUCGAGGGUAAAUUCCACCACAGCAUACCACUACAAAAAAGGUACAGUCCUUAAUGUAUAAUGUGUAAAGAGAGAUAUAUUCAUGUUAAUUUCUGAAUACAAAAUCGGAAAGAAUGGUUUGGAUAAACCUGACAAGUCUUACUCAUUAAGAUAGCAUCAACUCUCUUACCAUUUUACAAGGAGUUGGAUGACUGAGUGAGUGGUCUGUAUGUUGAGAACAAGGUUCUGUCAGGAUUUUGAUCAGACACACCUUAUUUAUGACUUUGAUUUUAUUAAUUGGCUAACCUGUAAAGCCUAAUACUAGUCAAUCAUAAUGAAUACAUACCAAACAAAGAAAUUUGUCUUUGUCUUUUGUUCUAGUCCAGCAAGUGGUGUUAUCUGUUUUUGAAAAAUUAAAUAUCAUCUAGAAAUACUGAAAAGUUUUCAAAAUAAUACUAUAUUCAUUAUGUAUUGAUUUAUAAAAUUAAUUAAGAAAUCAAAGUUUUGCUUGAUUAUUUUUCAUCAUUAAUUUUAAACAUGACCAAUAAUGCAUGAAAUUCAUUAAUAUUAGUUAUUAUUAUUUCAUGCCUGUUCAAUCAUAUAUCAUGUUAUUUUGUUUGUUAAAUACUGUACAUAUGUUAAGGAUGUAUACAACAUUUGCCAAAUAUUGGAGUAUGUCUGUUGUAUAACUACCAAGCUAACUACCAGUUAUGCCAUGUUUGCUUGUAUUUUUCCAUCAAAUCCUUCCUAGAAAUGAAUGCAUUGUAGUAGUCAUUGUGAUGUUAUGAUAUGGCCUGGGAGGACAUGUAAUAUGACCUUUCCUUUUUUAGCAAUUUUAUUAAUAAUAUUGCUGGGUUGACUCCCAUCUUUGUGUAUGACUGAUAAUAUGAAUUUUCAGUAUAUAAAACUAUAAAGAAAU
Molecule: messenger RNA, 4383 nt
Organism: Patella vulgata (common limpet)
Lineage: Eukaryota; Metazoa; Mollusca; Gastropoda; Patellidae
Product: RISC-loading complex subunit tarbp2
Exons: 7
Coding region: 79-1056 (325 amino acids)
Source: RefSeq, a predicted model, not a curated record